AUGCAGUUAGAGAACAUCCUUCCCAGCGCCAGCAUCAAUUUACCCAAAACCUUUUACAACCUCUCCUCGUCGGACAGUGUCAACAACAGCCCGAGGCCGUCGUCCCAGCAGCUCGAGUACCAGGACGUGGACCGGACGGAGUCGGAGUCCGGCAGCGUGCCCAAGAAGUACCUGAGCGGGGUGGGCACCGGGAUGCUGGGCGAGGCCGGGGACACUUUCUCUAAACCCGGGCCCGAUGGGAGGAAGGGCUCCCCGGUGCUGGAGGACGAGCUGGCCAGUGCUCGCCGGUACAACAUAGACGAACUUGGCUCUGACAGAUACUUCAUCUCGUCGUCCCAGGCGAGUAGCGACAUGGCCAGCCCCUGUUCCCUCUUCCCCUAUGCAGGCCAGACCGGCUCGGUGUACACGGGCUCCAGCGGCUCCCGGUACCCGGCGUCGCUUCACUACGGAUCCGUGCUGCCGCCCACGGGCUUCUCCUCCUCGGCCGUGUGCACCGGCCGGAGCCAGUUUAGCACCGGAGGGUACCAGUUCAGCCAGGGUCCGGGCUGCUUGUACCCGUCCUAUCCCGGGACGGGCACGGGCAUCGGGUCCAUGUCGCUGCCGGGGUCUGCAGCCGGAGCCCGGGCGCAGGUGUAUCUGUGCAACCGGCCUCUGUGGCUGAAGUUCCACCGGCACCAGACCGAGAUGAUCAUCACCAAGCAGGGCAGACGGAUGUUUCCAUUCCUGAGUUUCAACAUCACCGGACUCAACCUCACGGCACAUUACAACGUCUUUGUAGAAGUCAUCCUGGCCGAUCCGAACCACUGGCGCUUCCAGGGAGGAAAGUGGGUCACCUGUGGGAAAGCGGACAACAAUAUGCAAGGUAACAAGAUGUAUGUUCAUCCCGAAUCUCCAAACACUGGUGCUCACUGGAUGAGGCAAGAAAUCUCAUUUGGCAAGUUGAAGCUGACCAACAACAAAGGGGCCAACAACAACAACACACAGAUGAUCGUCUUGCAGUCGCUUCACAAAUACCAGCCGCGGCUGCACAUUGUGGAGGUGACGGAGGACGGAGUGGAGGACAUGAGCAACGAGGCCAGGACUCAGACCUUCACCUUCCCAGAGAACCAGUUUAUAGCCGUCACUGCUUACCAGAACACAGAUAUCACACAGCUGAAGAUAGAUCACAACCCAUUUGCAAAAGGCUUCCGGGACAAUUAUGACUCGAUGUACACAGCCCCAGAGAGUGACAGGUUGACUCCAUCCCCUACAGAUUCCCCUCGCUCCACCCAGAUUGUGCCUGGGGCCCGCUACGCCAUGCAGCCUUUCUUUCAGGACCAGUUUGUCAACAACCUGCCUCAGAACCGUUUCUACACUGGUGAACGGGCCGUCCCCCAGACCAACAGCCUCCUCUCCCCACAGAGUGAGGACGCCAGCGCCGCCGCCUCUGCCCAGCGCUGGUUCGUCCCACCGGUUCAGCAGCCGGGCUCCAACAAGCUGGACCUGUCCUAUGACAAUGACUAUUCCACCAGUAGCCUCCUCUCCUACGGCAUCAAGCCCCUGUCCCUUCAGACCUCCCAUGCCCUCAGUUACUACCCAGACUCGGCCUUCGCCUCCAUGGCCGCUGGUUGGGGAACCAGAAGCACUUACCAGCGCAAGAUGACCACGGGCCUGCCCUGGUCCCCUCGCCCGAGCCCCCCGGCCUUCCCCGAGGACCAGCUGGGGGCCACUAAAGACAAGCUGCCGGAGGAGAGCGCCCCCCCGGCCUCAACCUGGAUCGAGACGUCCCACUCACUGAAAUCUGUGGACUCUACUGAUUCUGGCGUGUACUCCAUGGUGUGCAAGAGGCGCAGGAUGUCUCCGGGGGGCUCGAGCACAGAGAACUCCCCCACCAUCAAGUGUGAGGACUUGACCACGGAGGAGUACAACAAGGACAACCCAAAAGGCAUGGGUUACUAUGCAUUCUACACAAGCCCCUGA
This is a messenger RNA of Limanda limanda (common dab), 1959 nucleotides long. It is a transcript of the gene eomesa, whose product is annotated as eomesodermin homolog a. The transcript has 6 exons. Gene Ontology annotation, biological process: regulation of transcription by RNA polymerase II; positive regulation of DNA-templated transcription; CD8-positive, alpha-beta T cell differentiation involved in immune response. Gene Ontology annotation, cellular component: nucleus. Lineage: Eukaryota; Metazoa; Chordata; Actinopteri; Pleuronectiformes; Pleuronectidae. The record is from RefSeq and is a predicted model, not a curated record. Bases 1 to 1959 code for a protein of 652 amino acids. Gene Ontology annotation, molecular function: RNA polymerase II cis-regulatory region sequence-specific DNA binding; DNA-binding transcription factor activity, RNA polymerase II-specific.